AUGGACGUGGACGUGGUCGUGGACGUGGACGUGGACGUGGUCGUGGACGUGGACGUGGACGUGGACGUGGACGUGGACAUGGACAUGGACGUGGACGUGGACAUGGACGUGGACGUAGACGUGGACGUGGACGUGGACAUGGACAUGGACAUGGACGUGGACGUUGACGUGGACGUGGACGUGGAGGACUUGGACGUGGACAUGGACAUGGACGUGGACGUGGACGUGGACGUUGACGUGGACAUGGACGUGGACGUGGACGUGGACGUGGACAUGGACGUGGACGUGGACAUGGACGUGGACGUGGACGUGGAUAGGGAAGUGGACCUGGACGUGGACUUGGACAUGGACGUGGACAUGGAUGUGGACGUGGACAUGGACGUGGACAUGGAGGUGGACGUGGACGUGGACGUGGACGUGGACAUGGACGUGGACGUGGAUGUGGACAUGGAUGUGCACAUGGACAUUGACAUGGACGUGGACGUGGACGUGGACGUGGACAUGGACGUGGACGUGGACGUGUACGUGGACGUGGACGUGGACGUGGACGUGGAUGUGGACGUGGACGUGGACAUGGAGGUGGACGUGGACGUGGACGUGGACGUGGACAUGGAGGUGGACGUGGACGUGGACGUGGACGUGGACGUGGACAUGGACGUGGACGUGGACAUGGACGUGGACGUGGACGUGGACGUGGACAUGGACCUGAACGUGGACGUGGACGUGGACAUUGUCGUGGACGUGGACGUGGACGUGGACGUGGACGUGGUCGUUGGACGUGGACGUGGACGUGGACGUGGAAGUGGAGAUGGACGUGGACGUGGACGUGGACGUGGACGUGGACAUGGACGUGGACGUGGACAUGGACGUGGACGUGGACAUGGACGUGGACGCGUGGUCGUGGACGUGGACGUGGACGUGGAUGUGGUUGUGGACUUGGACGUGGACGUGGACGUGGACGUGGACGUGGACAUGGACGUGGACCUGGACGUGGACGUGGACGUGGACGUGGACAUGGACGUGGACAUGGACGUGGACGUGGACGUGGAUGUGGACAUUGUCAUGGAUGUGGACGAAGACGUGGACGUGGACGUGGUCGUGGACGUGAACGUGGACGUGGACGUCGACGUGGACGUGGACAUGGACGCGGACGUAGACGUGGAUGUGGACAUUGUCGUGGACCUGGACAUUGUCGUGGACAUGGACGUGGAUGUGGUCGUGGACGUGGUCGUGGACGUGGACGUGGACGUGGACGUGGACGUGGACAUGGACAUGGACGUGGACGUGGACAUGGACGUGGACGUAGACGAGGACGUGGACGUGGACAUGGACAUGGACAUGGACGUGGACGUGGACAUGGACAUGGACAUGGACGUGGACGUAGACGUGGACGUGGACAUAGACAUGGACGUGGACGUGGACGUGGACAUGGACGUGGAGAUGGACGUGGACGUGGACGUGGACAUGAACGUGGACAUGGACGUGUAA
Closterium sp. NIES-65 is the source of this 1488-nucleotide messenger RNA. The record is from the annotation of a GenBank genome assembly. Lineage: Eukaryota; Viridiplantae; Streptophyta; Zygnematophyceae; Desmidiales; Closteriaceae.